AUGGACGAGGAAAACAACGUUUUCCCUGAGUUGAAGGAUAUAGAGACAAAAUUGGGCCGAAAAGUACCGGAUAGUCUCGUUCGGACUCUUGUUGGAGGAAAACAUAAAGAGCAACAUGAGAAGUCGACAGCGACGCAUUUAGCGGACUGCAAGUUUUGGAAUAAAUCUGCGGACUUGAAAAGACUGGAGAGCAAGAUGCUGUUCCUGAAACAAGAAAUGGUAAGCAACUUUGGCUUUUGGGGGGUAUCAUUGGCUGAACUUUUUAGUAGUUGAUCAAGUGUUUAUGAAAACAAAGGUGCAACUUGAAAAAUCACCUAAUAGCCUUUAACACAAUCAUCACGUGCGGCGCAGUUAAAUAUUUAAUCCAGUGACGCAAUUUAUGUUCGUUACAAGUUGACCGGCUAACUACUGAUUUAUUAAGAAAUGUAACUUCAGACUCUAUGUAAAGCCAUAUUCAAACUAGGUAUUACCUUGUUUACACGUUUUCCGGAAUUAACAUUGUAAUGUGUGAACUUUCUCCACUGUAUGUUGUUGUACCAAUGCCCAUAGUCACAGGAAAUGCAGUGGCAGUCUACAUAUCAACACGUGGUCGUUAAAUGCAAAGUUUCGGUGUUGCCAUCAAAGCCCUGUGAAACCAGUGGUCUGUUCUUAUUGAUAGCCAUUCACACCUCAAGUCAGCAGGGACCAUUGUUGAUGAACAGCAGUCUCCUCCCUCUGUUGUUAUUCAAACUUCUCCCUUAAGUACAUUUCUACCCUUAUAAGUGCCUUUGUUGGCAUGGUUUCAUCUGUGAACACCCAGCAUUAAAUGAUCCUCAAAUAUCAUCAUUGAGAAACCAAGUCUUGAGUCACAGCAAACCCUCCACUUGAAGUCAGGUCACCAAAGGUAUUAAGACUCCUGAACAGAUGGUCUGUUUGACCGAGUUUUGCAGACUGCAGGCUAGUGGAGCUGAAUCAUGGAGAACAGGCUGGCUGAUCACUCAGUGAAGCAGUGUUGAUAGGCUUAGCUUUGUUUAUGUUAGCCUACACCACAAUAGGUACCCGUCUAUCACUGGCUCAUUUUGCAGUUGUAAAUUUAACACUUGGCAGGUAAUCAUUUAUGCUUAUUAAUCAGCCUUGUAGGACUGAUUGUUAUAAGUCAGUUGGUUUCAGUGUAUUGUAGCCCUUUAAUGCCUGACACCACAAUUUUUUUGUGUCUGAAAUGAAUCACUCAAUCCCUAACCCCUAACCCCUAACCCCCAUAUGCGGUUUCACCAAAUAGCUGACUAUGUAGUGAGCUCAAUCACCAGAGGUUUCGGACACUACAUGGCAUGACGCAAUGCUUGACGGGAUGCCCACCACAGACGAGUGACCAUCGGAUGGUCACUACAUUUUGUAAUGCUCUAUGGGAAAUUUUGAGUCGCCUAUAUGGGGCAUUAGAAUUGAUAACUCGGGUUUCAGACACCCCUCAAAAUGGCACUAACCCCCAUAUAGUCGCCUUUAUAGGGGUUAGAGGUCCAUUUCGGACACAGCCGAAAUAUUUCUUUCACUUACUACUGAAAACCGAAAAAAAAAAUAAAAAAUCAAAUUGUCCUUAAAAUCAAACAAAUAUAUUCAUUUAUCUCGUUUGUUGAUCAUAUUGAUUUGAUAGAAGUAAAUAAAAGUAUGUAUCAAAUAUGGUAAAAAAGGCAACAAAGGGUUAAGAUUUGACCCUGCUACUGUGCCACCUGUAAGAGUAUAAUUGCUAAUCCAGACUACAAGACUGUUAAUUUUUCACUUUACACUAUAUUAUUGACUGAAAUCAUGUAUGGUAGUUGGUAGCAACAGUUGAGUACAGCCAGUAACAAUAAGUUGUCAACCAUGACAGAUAAUCUUGUUAAGGCCGAUGCAGAUAACUUAUUAUAUAUUGCUUUACUGAUAUGUUUUUCCAUCCCAAGGUUCGAGCCUAUCUUAAGAAGUCAAGUGUACUGUUCCCCUAAAAGGUUGAGGACAAGCUCUGAUUAGUCUUGUCUGAUAAGUUAAACAUGUUGUCGGUUUACACCAAAUCAUGCAGCCCUAAUUGUGCCCCUAAACCCAUUUUGUGAUUUGGACCCACUGAUGCCAUCUUAUUAACAUGAGAUAACUCCUUGGACUAAAAUUCCAAUAUGACUCCAUCUGCUCAGCUCCUAUGUAUAUAUCAAGCGGGCAGUAAUGCUCACAAAGCAAACACACCGACAGCAAUAGAAGCUAAAUGAAGGAUGCAAGCUAAUCCUCUCCAAAUACAGCCAGCUGUCUGAAUCGCCGUGCCAGCCUUGUCUGCUGUCAUCUGCCUCAAUGCUUUCCGAACCUUGCAGGCUGUUACAGCUGUCUAUUAACCUUUUUUUUUUCUUGGUCUGACUGGGAGCUUUGAAUGACACAGGCUGCCCACAUCCACCACCAGUCAAUGGCAUGGAUUGUCCUGACAGGGAGUUAAAUCAAAAGCCAUACUGUGUUGGUCCUCUCAUCGCUCAGAAUCAUGGAUGCAAACAGUUUCCUGGCUUUAGUCCUGUUUUCCGGUGUCACAUAGUUAAGGCUUUUUGUUCACAACAAAGCCUGAUAGUCUAAACAAAAUAGCACAUAGUGUUCUGGCAAUGGGAGGACACAAGAACGCUCACAGAAGUUGAGAAAAUACAACCACCACAAGGAUUAUUUAGAAGCUGAACUGAACCUUUAUUCAUGUCACAUGAUCGUCAUCUGCAGAUUGAGAUUGCCGAUUUUUUUACUGUAUAAUAAAUCUUCAUAAUUCUCUUUUUGCAGUGUCUGAGUAAGCCCUUGUUCAAUCUGCCUGUGACUCGUGGCACGAUGUGAAGCUUUUAACAGCUACUUACCGUACCAUGUGGUGAGAUUAUAGGACUCUUGUUUGCCUGGUCCGAAAUGAACCUUGCACCCUUUUUUCUAAGAAUAAGUUAGCAAUGAUGCAAGUGCUGGUUUUGCAUUAUUCAUGGCCUAAGUUGCCCUUCUAGUGCCAUACAACAUACAGUAUUUGUGGACCGCACAGUGACAUAAAGGGGCCUCCUAGAGAUUGCACAGUAGUGAUAAACCUCACUCAGGUUUCCACAGAUCAACCAGCUUCAUAGAGGGCAUUUUUGCUCUUCUUUGGAGAAGAACUGAACAGAAAAGAGUCUGAAGACCUUUAUAGCAAGCCAAAUUGCAUUGCUCACAUUAUAUUAACAUUAUCACCCCCAUGUUCUCAUCCGUUGUGAGUUUCCUGACUUGUACUUGUUGCAUUCACAUACAAGUUUGGCUAACUUCUUGCAGAUAUUCGACAAUAGGCCACCAGGGCAAAAUCUGGGUAAAAUCAGAGUGGAUAAUUUAGCCAUUUUUGUUCACACUUACACCCCAUCCUGAAAAUUUUGGGACAUUUUCAGGCGUUUGGUGUAUGAGUAAAUACCGCCUGCUUUAUAAUGGAAAGUUUAGGCGAGUAUUAGUUUGCUAAUAUCACUCAAAGAUGAAUUGUGUUCCCCACAAUAUCAUGCUACCUCUUUUCAAAUGGCGACUGAUACAGGGCCAGUAGCAGAUAAGCACGUUAAACUAUAAUCCAUAAACGUAAGGUAACAACCGAGACCUAAUGGUGUUGUGACAGCAACGUGAUUGAGUUUGAGACAGUGAAAAUACAUAUGGUAUGUUGUAUUUAAACAGGUUAGCUUUUGAGCUAAAGUUACUUAGCACAGAUGAAAGUUUAAACAAAGACGUUCACUAAACUGUUAAAUCACACAAACCAUCGUAAUAUGAGAGAUCAGACGCUAUGACUCUCCACAAGUUGUCCUUCAGGUCGUUAUCUUUGUAAUGUUUGUGUUUUUUAUCAAAAAGCACUCUGUACUCUGACACGUAAACAAUCAGCUGGUCGGCCAUGUUGGAUAUACCAGUGAAUCAGACGUCGCAACAGCACGCAAUCUGAUUGGUCAGAAGUGGACACACAGUAUGUGAAACUUCAGAAAAAUUGACCGUGAUACGAAAAAAACAAAUUCCGCAAUAUCGCAGGAUGGGAAAACGUCGCUGAUGUGAACGCUUGUAUUGACAGGAUACGGAUUCGAUAAAAAUAUUGACGUCCGAAAUAAUCGCACGAAAAAAACGGUCCCAGUGUGAAAGGACCUUUAGUCUGCCUAAUGGAGCAAAGGUUUUCUGUGCCACUGUUGCAAAGUACUCGCUCAUUUGUACGUUAAACUGUAAUUUUCUUGUUACACUAAGAGCACAGUCUCAAUUUUCUUUGUUAAUAUCAGUUGCUAACCUUUUGUAAUUUUGUGCCAUAUGGAUAAAUAGUUUUCUCCGCUUUACAGGCACAUCUACGAGCCAUCGAUGGAAAACUGAUGCAGCAGCUGAUGUCAAUCAACGAGGGCAUUGAGUCCAUCCGUUGGAUGAUAGAUGACAAAGGAGGCGUGGCCAGCCAAGACGGCAGCCUGACAGGCAGCUUGUACAGCCUAUCAGACAGCCAGGACGGUACCUCACUGCGAGGCAGCUUUAACAGCCUGAAUGAUGGGAACAGUGACGGGUUAGACAGUCUCUCCGUGGGCAGCUACUUGGACACGCUAGCAGAGGACCUCUCAGACAGCGCGUCGCCUACAGAUCUGGACAGUUUCAUGGAGAAAUCGGUUAUCGACGGUGACGCUUUCAGUAAAUCUCCUCUGAAACUCAGGGUGGAAUCAGAUGAAUACUACUGUUUUGGAUAG
This is a messenger RNA of Xyrichtys novacula (pearly razorfish), 4661 nucleotides long. Lineage: Eukaryota; Metazoa; Chordata; Actinopteri; Labriformes; Labridae. The record is from the annotation of a GenBank genome assembly.